This is a messenger RNA of Anisakis simplex (herring worm), 858 nucleotides long. The record is from the annotation of a GenBank genome assembly. Lineage: Eukaryota; Metazoa; Nematoda; Chromadorea; Rhabditida; Anisakidae.
GAAAAAUUAAGCGGUGACAAGCUAAAGGAACGUCAAGCCGAAGACGCACUAAUUUUAAAGACAACCUACUGUGAAUGCCCAAAUUAUGACCGAAUUAUUUCGACAGCUCUCGAACUGGGUGGCGUACGAGAUUUGCCAGAGCAUUGUAAGCUUGAACCGGGAAUUCCUCUGAAGCCAAUGCUGGCCUAUCCAACGAAAGGAAUCAGCGAGGUAAUGCGUCGAUUCGGCUCAGCGCAGUUUGCCUGUGAGUACAAAUACGAUGGCGAGAGAGGACAGCUUCAUUUGGGCGAGUUCGGUGUGAAAAUCUUCAGUCGUAAUCAGGAGGACAAUACGGGGAAGUUCCCGGACAUUAUCGCGCGUAUCCGAGAGUGUUGUGAUGCGGAAACCGAGAGUUUUGAGGUUGAAGGGUGUUUUGCGUUUGCCAUCUCACGAGACACUGAGGAUACGGAGGAAAUCGGCGAAUUCUUGGAGGAGGCAAUCAAGGGGAAUUGCGAAGGGUUGAUGGUGAAAACUUUGGACGAAGAUGCCACCUAUGAGAUCGCGAAACGUUCACAUAACUGGUUAAAAUUGAAAAAGGAUUAUCUGGAUAGUGUGGGGGAUACGCUGNAUCUGUUGGCGUGUUACGAUGCUGAUUCCGAGGAGUAUCAGUCGAUCUGCAAGAUCGGCACAGGAUUGAAAGAUGACGAUUUGACAUCGCAAUACGAGCAAUUUGCGAGUUUGCGGAUUGAGAAGGCAAAACCGUAUUAUUCGUAUGAUAGCACGCUGGCACCAGAUCACUGGUUCGAGCCUGUGAUCGUAUGGGAGGUGAAAGCUGCGGAUUUAUCGAUAUCGCCGAGACAUCACGCUGCGAAAGGAAUU